Molecule: messenger RNA, 1275 nt
Organism: Erpetoichthys calabaricus (reedfish)
Lineage: Eukaryota; Metazoa; Chordata; Cladistia; Polypteriformes; Polypteridae
Product: cilia- and flagella-associated protein 99-like
Exons: 7
Coding region: 1-1089 (362 amino acids)
Source: RefSeq, a predicted model, not a curated record
AUGGUGGAGUCCUCCCCAGGGAUCCAAGGUACAACUGCAGGGCAGGAUGAUGGCCAUCCCCAACCAAGUGGUGAGUCCAAGGAUGUUAUUAUUUUUUACAGAAUUGAAAAAUUGCUGGAAGGAGCCCCAGACCCUACAGAAUUUCUUCAAAAGCAAAAACAGAGAUGGGAAAGAGAAAUGAAGCAGAAAUUAGCCAAGGUGGAGCAGAGGCGCUUAGAAGACAAACUUAGGUAUGAGGAAGCAUGGCUGACCCGUAAGAAGAUCAUUGAGGAGAACAAAAUGAAGGCCACACUUCAGAAAGAACAAACUGCUGAGCUCUUACAGCAGUGUGCAGAGAAGUGCAAAGAUGAAGAAAAAGAGAAGAAGGCUUUCGUAAAAGAGGUGGCAGAAGGAGAAAAGAAUGUUCAGAAAUCCAAAGAGGCUGUCCAAAAGCAUAAGCAGCGAACAGUGCAAGAAAUGACAGAGGAAAAACAGAAGAUGCUGUCUCAGGCCCUGGAGAAAGUGGAGGCCGAUUUGUGUCGGAAAUUUGAAGUGAUGCGCCAGAUACGAGCAGUUGAGCCAAUACCAGCUACAAGGCAGAAGUUUGUUGACCACACUCAGAUACUUGGACCGGCUUUUCUCAAUGAGAUGUCCUUGGUGGAGCUACACGAAAGGCUGGCAAUGCUGAAGGAAGCUCAAAAGAAGGAGGAAGAGGAGAAAAGGGAGAUGAUUUUGGAUAGAAAGGAAUCAAAAAAAAGGAUGCUGAUGGACCAGCUUGAACAGAUAUCUCAGCACAGAACAGCCAUGAAAGAGUUUGCUUCAUUUAGGAAAGAAAAUGAAACCAAGCGUGAGCUGGAAACAUCCCCAGCAAUCAAUGAGCGUAUACUUGAACUUCAGAGGAAAUUAGAGGACAAGCGACAGGAACGUGAAAGAAUGAGUGAGGAACUGAAGAUUAAAGAAAAGAGAGACUUGGAGACCAUGGGAGGUCAAAAUUCAAAGUCUCCAGAGGACCAACGUUUGUAUGACCUGCAUAAAAAGUUGGAAGAAAAGGUACACCUAAUGAAAGAUGGUAACAUAACUAAUCAAGUAUUCAAGAAACUGUUCAUCUAGCUGCCUCAUCAGAUACCACCAUCCCCUAUGCACGAAAGCAACAAUGAAUUUGAUAGCUAAAUGCAGUCCCUGGUGAAGUAAGUUCUCUCUAAAUCAAUAAAAUGUAUUCUGACUAAACUAAUCCAUCAUGCCUAUUCAUAAAUUGAAUUUUCUCCUUCAGGGACAACAAAGAGGGCUGCACUAAAA